AUGAAAAUUGGAAAGGAAAGACUCAAACCAAUUGCAACCCCCCUGGUUGGGUUUGGUGGAGAUAUGGUUCAUCCCGUAGGGACAAUCACGCAACCUGUGACGCUGGGGAUGACCACCCCACAGCUAGUUACUUCAUUGACAGAGUUCUUGGUGGUUAACCGGCCCUCGGUAUAUAAUAUCAUUUUCGGCCGACCUUUUCUUAAUGCAGUUCGAGCCGUAACGUCAACAUAUUACCUCAAGAUGAAAUUCCCUACACCGCACGGGACAGGGGAGAUCAGCGGAGAUCAAGCAGCAACUCGAAACUGCUACGUUGUGGCCCUGAAAGGAAAAAUGGAGGCAAGAGAAACCCUAAUCGUGGAAGAUUUUGAGGUAAGGGUAGAAUAUCCUCAAAUCAGCACAGUAGAUGAAGAUAUUACCCGCGUACCCCUACUUGACCACCAGGAGAGAUCAGUGCAGAUUGGGAGUCACCUGCCUGAAACCUUGAGAGUAGAGCUAAGCUAG
This is a messenger RNA of Malania oleifera, 501 nucleotides long. RefSeq lists its product as uncharacterized. The record is from RefSeq and is a predicted model, not a curated record. The transcript has a single exon. The coding region runs from base 1 to 501 and encodes 166 amino acids. Lineage: Eukaryota; Viridiplantae; Streptophyta; Magnoliopsida; Santalales; Ximeniaceae.